GGGGGGGGGGUAGUGAGCUAACACCCGCUGAGUUAGAGAGAUCAGGUAACACUAGACUUCCAGAAGGAAAUUAAAAAAACAACAGAAAACGCUGUAACCCGGAGUUGAAUAAGACUGCAGCUGGACGUUUUUGCAGGAAAACUUUGUUUAUGAAAUCCGCAAUUAUUAUUACCCAAAACGGGCAUCGACAAAAACCGGGUGCUUCAGAGUAGGGCAGUCGGCAGAGUAGCACUGUGACCCGGGGAAGACGAGCACACUACGACCAUCGGAAAGGACAUCCGUAAAUCCGUCAGGAUGCGGGGUCUGGCCAGCGCCUCCCUGUCCGCGGGCUCGCUCAGCCUGCUCCGUCUCUUCGGGGUCCCCUGGUCCUGGGGUCUGGCCGUCAGCCUGGGGGUCUACCUGGGCACCGGGGGCUGGCGUUACCUCCGCAUCGUGGUCAAGACUGCCAAGAGAGACGUCAUUGGUCUGUACGUGCUCCUACGAGUCAAGUUCUGCCUCUACAGACACCUCCGGGCCGGCAGCACCAUCCCCUCCAUCUUCAGCGCCACGGCCCGCAGGCACCCGGACAAGCCCGCCCUGAUCCAGGAGGGCACCGGGGAGGUGUGGAGCUUCUCCCAGCUGGACGAGAUGUCCAACGGGGUGGCCCAGCUUGUGCUGUCCCUGGGACUGGCUCCGGGGGCCGUGGUGGCUGUGUUCAUGGAGAGCCGGCCCCUCUUCGUGGCUCUGUGGCUGGGCAUGGCCAAGGUGGGCGUGGAGGCCGCCCUCAUCAACUUCAACCUGCGACGGGAUUCGCUGCUGCACUGUGUGGGCGUGUCCGGGGCCCGGGCUGUCAUCUUUGGGGCGGAGCUAGCAGAGGCGAUGUGGGAGGUGAGAGACUCCCUCAGUAAAGACAUGCUGUGCCUCUGCACUGGUGAUGUCAGCCCUGAUCGAGUGCUUCAGAUCGGAGCGAAGCCCCUGGAUCCUCUGCUGGCCUCGGCUUCCAAACUGCCUCCCCCAGUCACACACAGCAAGGGCUUCAACGAUCGCCUCUUUUACAUCUACACGUCUGGUACCACCGGCCUGCCCAAAGCAGCCAUCGUCGUGCAGAGCAGGUAUUACCGCAUCGCUGCCUUCGGGUACCACGCCUUUGGAAUGCGCCCUGAUGAUGUGCUGUACGACUGCCUCCCUCUCUACCACUCCGCAGGGAACAUCAUGGGAGUGGGGCAGUGUCUGAUCAACGGUCUCACUGUCGUCAUCAAAAAGAAAUUCUCAGCCAGCAAAUUCUGGGAGGACUGCAUCAAAUACGACUGCACUGUGGUGCAGUACAUCGGUGAGAUCUGCCGCUACCUGCUGAGCCAGCCGCGCCGAGCCCCGGAGAGCAGACACCGCGUGAGGCUGGCCGUGGGGAACGGGCUGAGGCCCAGCGUGUGGGAGGCCUUCACUCAGAGAUUCAGCAUCAAGCAAGUGGGGGAGUUCUACGGGGCCACAGAGUGUAACUGCAGCAUCGCCAACAUGGACGGCAAGGUGGGAUCGUGUGGCUUCAACAGCAUGAUCCUGCCCAAUGUCUACCCCAUCCGACUGGUCAAGGUGAACGAGGAAACCAUGGAGCUGAUCAGAGGCCAGGACGGGCUGUGCGUGCCCUGCACACCUGGAGAGCCCGGGUUGCUGGUGGGUCGGAUCAAUCAGCAGGACCCCCUGCGCAGGUUCGACGGCUACGCCAGCGAGGCAGCGACCAGCAAGAAGAUCGGAAACAACGUGUUUAAACAGGGAGACACAGCGUACCUCUCAGGAGACGUGCUGGUGAUGGACGAGCUGGGCUACAUGUAUUUCCGGGACCGCAGUGGGGACACGUUCCGCUGGCGAGGGGAGAACGUCUCCACCACAGAGGUGGAGGGGACCCUGAGCUCCCUGCUCAACCAGGCCGACGUGGCCGUGUACGGGGUCCCUGUGCCAGGUGUUGAGGGGAAGGCAGGCAUGGUCUCUAUUGCAGUGCAGGACGGCCUCUUUGACCCGGCUCAGUUCUACACAGAGAUCCAGAAGGUUCUGCCCCCGUACGCCCGGCCCGUCUUCCUGAGGAUCUCCCCCGAGGUGGCCACCACAGGCACUUUCAAGAUCCAGAAGACUCGUUUACAGAGGGAGGGGUUCGACCCCCGCCACUCCCCCGACCAGAUCUACUUCCUGAACUCGCGGGCGGGACGCUAUGAUCCCCUGGAUGAGGGUCUGCACAGAGCCAUACUGGAGGGGCGUGUGUCUGUGUGAGAGACAGACAGACAGACAGACAGACAGACAGACAGACAGGGGCACUGCGCCACACUGCAGCCAGAAUCUGACCCCUGGCAAAUAGUGUCCCCUGACACCAGCCUGCUUUCACAUCGAUACGUGCCAAAUACUGUCCCCUGCAGAGCCCUGUCUGCGAGCAGAUUGAAAUCUCAAGUGCAAUUCACUGUAUUCAUGGAGUAACACAGCAGUCUUAAGCCAUGCAUGGGUCAUGUUGUUUAGAGUCACUGUGUGUCGUUUUGUGUUUGUCGUUCAUCCCUGAAGUUUAACGCUCCCCUGCGUCCUCUAUAGAGCUCGCAAACGCGUCUUCUCUCUGAGUACAGCAGGCACACCAGAGUGUAACCGUUAGCAUGUCCCCCCCUGCAACACUGCCCCCGGUGGAAGAAAUACAACCUUCUCACAUCCACAAGGGGGCAGGCUGGUUUAGUUCAGUCUGUUAGUGUAUUCACUGUGUGUCCACAGGCAGGGCCAGCACAGGUAUAUCUCAAUAGUGCAGCACUGAUACAGAGAGACCUAGGAGACCAAACUCAAUAAAAUAACACUGAAGAAAACAAUUCCUAUACAUCCGAAAAUACUACACAUUCAUGUGAAGUGACUUGCUCAGGGUCACACAGUGAGACAGUCAGUGGUAGAGGUGGGAUUUGAACCAGUGACCUUCUGGUUACAAGCACUGGACUUUAACCACUGGACCACACUGCCUCCCAAACACACGCACAGUGAUUCUAAACAAGAAGACGACAUUGGAUAAGAUGCCUGUGAUACUCCAGAGCCAGGCCAAGCUGCUGUUUAAACACAGCAGCAUGCUCUAUGAAUAGCAGCUUCCCCAUGCUGGGAGCGUCUUUUCUAAUGGAUCACGUGAGAUCGGUGUGACGCGAUGGCCGCGCCUGCAGGUUACUCACGUGGCUUUGUAAGCUGUACUUCAGCAAGUAUAGGUCGAUAUUCGCACAGACCGUGUUUCACUGCCGUCGCUUUGUCCUUCCUGAGAGCUAAUAGAAGGAAAGAAGUACAUGUUAACGUCAUUAAAACAGAAACUGACAGACGGACUGCCUGUCGGUCACAAAAAUAAUAAUCGCUGAACCCUAACAUGCAACGCAACUGAUGCUAAAAUGUCUCAUGUGCACUUUUAUCAGUAUCCACUAGAGGGCAGCAUUGCGCUCGAUUGCUAGUCUCCUCUGAUGGAGAGACUUCCAAACCUUAAAAAGAAAAACGACCGGAACAAAUUAAUUGUUUUGUAUCAUUUUUACUUUUUAAAAUGUGCCAACGUUAGCGGGUAUAAAAAGGGAAUAGUGAAAUAUCUUAACUUGAUUAAAUGAAAGUGCUGUUAAAUACUGGAUUCUUAACUCGUUUUUUAUAUAUAUUAUUAUUUUUGAAACAUUAGUUGAUGCAACACCUGGUAUAAAUGCUACCGUCAGGAUGUUGCCUUGACGACAACAUUCAGACAAGUAUUUAGGGCUUCCAUGUAUUAUACAGAACGUGUGAAAUUCAAGUUUCUUUCAUCUGAGUUUCCACACUGUAUAACUGAUGGGUCCGUGUGUUCAAGGGUUUGUGGAGUUGGGAGGUGUAGCGCCAGGUUUGAAUCUGCAGGGCUGGUUAAACUGCUAUAGUGAACGAGAGCGUCUCAAACAGAGAUGCUCGUUAAUUACACUAAAACUUGGAGAAGCUGUGGCCUUGCAUUUACUAGGAGCUUGAGGCGUGGAGACUGAAAGGGUGCUCCCUGCAGUGCAGAGAGAAAGGGUGCUCCCUCCAGUCCAGGGCAGGCUUGAGGCAUGGAGACUGAACUGCUCCCUCCCUCACCUCCCUAAGAGAAAGGGUGCUCCCUCCAGUCCAGGGCAGGCUUGAGGCAUGGAGACUGAACUGCUCCCUCCCUCACUCCCUAAGAGAAAGGGUGCUCCCUCCAGUCCAGGGCAGGCUUGAGACAUGGAGACUGAACUGCUCCCUCCCUCACCCCCUAAGAGAAAGGGUGCUCCCUCCAGUCCAGGGCAGGCUUGAGGCAUGGAGACUGAACUGCUCCCUCCCUCACCUCCCUAAGAGAAAGGGUGCUCCCUCCAGUCCAGGGCAGGCUUGAGACAUGGAGACUGAACUGCUCCCUCCCUCACCCCCUAAGAGAAAGGGUGCUGAAUGUUUUCUUUUUCUCGUUCACAUUUUAAAAUAAGUUUCUAACUGACAGAAUUUUUAACUACCUGUUUUUAACUGACGAAUUCAUGUUGAUUAAAAUUUUAAUGUAA
Messenger RNA from Acipenser ruthenus (sterlet), 4481 nucleotides. Its product is annotated as long-chain fatty acid transport protein 1-like. The coding region runs from base 295 to 2238 and encodes 647 amino acids. NCBI's taxonomy places the organism in Eukaryota, Metazoa, Chordata, Actinopteri, Acipenseriformes, Acipenseridae. The record is from RefSeq and is a predicted model, not a curated record. The transcript has 13 exons. Gene Ontology annotation, biological process: phosphatidic acid biosynthetic process; phosphatidylethanolamine biosynthetic process; phosphatidylserine biosynthetic process. Gene Ontology annotation, cellular component: mitochondrial inner membrane; plasma membrane. Gene Ontology annotation, molecular function: long-chain fatty acid transmembrane transporter activity; long-chain fatty acid-CoA ligase activity; fatty acid transmembrane transporter activity.